GAGAAUCUUGAUAUUUCCCUGCAACAUUUCCAAUAAACUGGCGCCCUCGAUCAUUUCCACUUUAUUUCAGUUCCUUUCCCCCCAAUACUCCUCCCAAACACCUUUAUCAAAGCCCUCGUGUUCUGUAUCCAACCUUGACCCACAGCGUUUAGAUUAUUUAAUCACAUUACGGAGUACAGAGUAUUCAUUCCUCCAAUCCGGCCAAGCCGACGACAUUCACACUGCUGCGUAACGACAAAUGCGCGCAAGGAUUUCCGAUACAGGUUGAGUGCCGUCAAGGCCAGUUUACGUCCAAUAGACUCGUUCGCUCGACGCUCCAGUUCGGACCCUUCUUCCCGCAUGGAUGACGUCGACUCCGGCCAGCGAGGGUGAUAUUGGUAGGAUUCACAGAGACAGGUCUGUCGGGCCAAGCCCAGGCUGUUCUUUGCAUCAACGACGUAGCUCAGCCCAGGAGGAAUUUCGGAGGGCGGCUUCCUUGUCCACUUCGUCGGAACACCGUGUAGAAUUUGACGACAAUCGCCACGCCUUCCGUACAAGUCUAUCCGGAGACGACCAGACAGACGACGAAAUGGCUCUUGCCCGCCCGUCGAUAAGUCGCCAGGCCGAGAGCCGGAGCAACGUGCCGUUGUUGAAAGAUGAGCGUCGUGGGCGGCAGCAGAAUGUACCAUUUGUUAGAGGAGCGGAUAGCAGGGCUGUUUCCAACGCGAGCAGGAGAUCUUCCUUCAGAAGCAAAACUCCAGACUACGAUUCUGAGCGAGCCACUCGCCGGAAAUACGUAAUUGCUUCUUUCUUUCUCGUUCUGAGCCUGAUCAGCUUCACUGUUCAAACGCAGACAGCCGUGUUCAUUCAACAGGAGCUCGGAUGGGAUAAACCAUAUUGCAUGCUCUACAUGACGCAUGGCUCUUGGGUCUGCCUAUGGCCGGUGCAACUCCUUAUCCUUCGAAUCCAAAAGCGACAUUUGUCAUGGGCUGCGUUCUGGCGUCGACACGUCUAUCUUUUACGGACCACUGCACAGAUGGUAGAAUCUCAGGAUCUCCAUCUUACCUCUCGCGAAUCUCACAAGUCCCCUAUUCCCUAUAUAAUCAGAACGACUGCAAUCGUGACCACGGCUCUCACAGUUGCCGGAGGGUCGUGGUACGUUGCUGUCAACUUGACCACGGGGAGCGACUUGACUGCGAUUUACAAUUGCUCUGCUUUCUUCGCAUAUGCGUUUUCGAUUCCCCUAUUGAACGAUAAGCUGCGCUUCGAUAAAGUCUUCUCGGUCGGUGUCGCCAUAAUCGGGGUGAUAAUCGUCGCAUACGGCGGCGGUCACCCCGACGGUAUCCCACCCUCCGAAACGGAAGCCGAAAAGGCGUCCAAUCGUACUCUAGGGAACCUUAUCAUCGGCGCUGGAAGUGUGCUGUAUGGCCUUUACGAGGUUCUCUACAAGAGAUUGGCCUGUCCCCCUGAAGGCACCAGUCCCGGACGUGGCGUCAUUUUUGCGAACACAUUCGCAAGUUUAAUCGGGAUUUUUACGCUCCUCGUGCUUUGGAUCCCUCUGCCGAUCCUUCACGUAUUCGGAUGGGAGACGUUUGAAUGGCCACAAGGAGAAGCAAGGUGGCUUCUAUUCAUCUCAACUAUCUCUAAUGCCACGUUUUCGGGUUCCUUCCUUGUCCUUAUCUCACUUACAUCGCCCGUCCUCUCCUCCGUCGCCGCCCUCCUGACCAUCUUCCUCGUCGCUCUUGUCGAUUGGAAGUGGAACAACAAAGAACUCAGUGGUGCGUCGAUAACAGGUGGAAUCCUUAUCAUCAUUGCAUUCUUGCUAUUGAGUUGGAGUACCUAUCGGGAGAUGGACGAAGAGAGGCGACGAAGAUUAGAGGAGGAGGGGUCGGAUGCAGAGACCGACGACUAA
Messenger RNA from Coccidioides immitis RS, 1891 nucleotides. RefSeq lists its product as uncharacterized. The coding region runs from base 344 to 1891 and encodes 515 amino acids. NCBI's taxonomy places the organism in Eukaryota, Fungi, Ascomycota, Eurotiomycetes, Onygenales, Onygenaceae. The record is from RefSeq and is a predicted model, not a curated record. The transcript has 3 exons.